CAAAUCCAGGAAAACAUCCGGAGAAGACUAUCUGGUCGCUCGAACGUGGAAUAACUGCAGGACUGGUUUACUCAUCAGGGUCACUGGAUAAUGCAUGUGCAAAAUAAAUAAUACAAAACAACAUGACGUCUUCCCUUCCUAUCCUAGAUGACAGAGAUCCCCGACUUAAGCUGACGGUGGAAAACAGAAUAAGAAACAUUUUUGUAACACAAUCGGAAGACACCAGACACAGAAAGGAGGAAAAUGUCAACCUCCUACCUGUUGUGACAGAGACUUCCAGCAGAGUCCUUGAGACAGGAGUGAACACUUUGCAAAAGACCCUGGUUCUGAAGAAACAGGCUGAAUUGGACAAGGUGGACAAGCAGCUCGCACUCAAACGACAGGAGUUUAAGAACCGUGUGGAGGCUCUUGCUUGGAGAAGGUCUGAACUGGAACUAAAACAACAGCAGACUACAGAGAGGGUGAUGAAGUUUGAGAAGUUUGUGGCUGAAAAUGAAGUGAAGCGACGCCGAGCGCUGAAGAAGUAUGAGGCUGCACUUGAGCUGAACAUUUCUAAACAGAGAGAGAUAGAAGAUCUGACGGAUCAGCUUAAACAACUCAGAGCCAGAAAGCAAGUUUUAAAGGAGAGAAUGUCAAAUUACAAAAUCUAUGAGGACUACUUGAUGAAAACACUAGAUCAUUUCCCCAGCACUUACCUUGAUAAUGGGUCUGAAUCUUUGGUAAUGCCCAUCAUUCGGCGCCACGAGACCCUGUCCAUCACCCACCGGGAGCUGCUGCAGCGUCUGGGGCGUCUGGAGGAGGAGGUUGAGCAGGGCCAGCAACACCUGCUGAUCAUGAAGCAGGAGCACAGUAUUAAAACAUUGAUGGCCAAUAAGGAACUGUCUGAACUCCAGAGUGAGUUAGAAACCCUCAAAGAGAAGAACAAGCAGGCCGAGGUUAACCUGCUGAUGGAGCAAGGCCUGUCCAGAGAGAAGGUUGAAGAAGUGGGUCGCUUGCUUAUGGCAAUCAACAAUCUUGCAGAGCAGUGCUAUCUAUCAACAUAUGGACCUCUGGAAAACAUUAACAUACUGACGAGGAUGGACAUGGUGAAGGAGUACAUCCUGGACAAGGCAGACACAGAGAGGAGAGCGAGGAUACUGAUGGAGUCUGGGUCUGCCAUGAUGAGUAGAACAGCUCCGACAGACAAAAGAGAGAGGGGGUCAAUGAAAAGCAUCGGCAGUAAAACACAAAUUAAAAGUUCAAGUAAAGUCAGUAGAAAGAGUGAGACAAUGAGUUGAUGUGGAUCUUUAACAACUUACCAUGAUGUCCCUGCUCACAGUAAUCUAAGUGUGUUGAGAGUGAAACUUAAUUUUUUGACCUUGGAAGCAGUUACAGCAAGUAUGACAACUAAGAAAACUACAUCCGCUAAUGAUGAAGGUGAAAUGCAUGGAAAUGAAAUGCAUGUCGUCACCUAAAAGUGGUUUGACUCUUUACAUUUUUUGAGUUUGUGUAACAGAGUUUCAGUGUUCAAAACUCUUGAUUCAUAAUGCUAUACACCAAAAUUUGCACUUCAAAUUCUAAAAAUCUCUUUGGAAUGUAAUCAUUGUUGCAUUUAAAAAAAUGUUUACAAUCAAAUAAUGCUGUGAGACAAGAAGCAGUACCCAUCAAAACGGCAAAUGCAAUGGUAUGUAUGCAAUUUUAACAGGUUUAGACUUUACAAACAGCAAUGAGAAAAGAUCUGUAAU
Molecule: messenger RNA, 1724 nt
Organism: Anoplopoma fimbria (sablefish)
Lineage: Eukaryota; Metazoa; Chordata; Actinopteri; Perciformes; Anoplopomatidae
Gene: ccdc197
Product: coiled-coil domain-containing protein 42 homolog
Exons: 9
Coding region: 123-1277 (384 amino acids)
Source: RefSeq, a predicted model, not a curated record